AUGAAAACGAGAAGUCCAGUAUUUUCACAUCUAAGUGUAUCUCUUUACGGACUGACAACAAUUAGAGCAUUUAAAGCCGAAAGUAAAUUUAAAUCUACAUUUUAUGAGUAUCAGGAUAAGCACACUGCAACGUGGUUCGCCUACGUUGCUUUAAAUCGAUGGAUUUUCAUAUACGGCCACAUGGUUUGUUUCAUAAAUGUAGUUAUUACUGUUAUUAUAUUCAGUGUUUCGAUUGAUUCAGCUUUAGGUAAUGCGGGAAGCCAAAUCGCACUUGUUAUGAGUUAUGGAGUAUUAUUUAAUUUGUAUUUUCCUUCUCUUAUUAGAAUGUCAUCUGAUCUGCAAUUUCAGAUGAACUCUGUUAAACGUAUACUGAAUUAUACCAAAUUGAAAUCAGAAGCAUCAUACGAAAGUUCUGUCGAUAAACAACCACCCACAGAUUGGCCAAGAAAAGGAGAAAUUCAUUUUGAUAAUGUUUCUUUACAAUAUUCUAAGGAUAAAAAUACUGUUUUAAAGCACUUAACAUUUCGUAUUUACCCGGGAGAAAAGAUAGGUAUUGUCGGCAGAACAGGAGCAGGAAUUUAG
This is a messenger RNA of Centruroides sculpturatus (bark scorpion), 582 nucleotides long. Its product is annotated as multidrug resistance-associated protein 4-like. Lineage: Eukaryota; Metazoa; Arthropoda; Arachnida; Scorpiones; Buthidae. Gene Ontology annotation, biological process: transmembrane transport. Gene Ontology annotation, molecular function: ABC-type transporter activity; ATP binding. Gene Ontology annotation, cellular component: membrane. The coding region runs from base 1 to 582 and encodes 193 amino acids. The record is from RefSeq and is a predicted model, not a curated record. The transcript has 5 exons.